Messenger RNA from Arvicola amphibius (Eurasian water vole), 1609 nucleotides. It is a transcript of the gene Rdh11, whose product is annotated as retinol dehydrogenase 11. The transcript has 7 exons. Lineage: Eukaryota; Metazoa; Chordata; Mammalia; Rodentia; Cricetidae. The record is from RefSeq and is a predicted model, not a curated record. Bases 89 to 1039 code for a protein of 316 amino acids.
UUGAUUCGGGGUGUGUCUAGGAAAGAGAAGCCAUAGUUGGUCAGCCGCUUAGGAGCGUCAACCUCCACUGUGCUACGGCGCUGCUGAGAUGGUUGUCUUCCUGCUGCUCCUCUGUCUUCCCUACAUCCUCUACCUGGCCACGCCAAAAAUCAGGAAAAUGCUGUCCAGUGGAGUGUGUACAUCUAAUGUCCAGCUUUCCGGGAAGGUGGCCAUAGUCACUGGUGCUAACACAGGCAUUGGGAAGGAGACUGCUAGAGACUUGGCCCAAAGAGGAGCCCGUGUGUAUUUAGCUUGCCGGGAUGUACAAAAGGGGGAACGGGUGGCCAGCGAGAUCCAGGCCACCACAGGGAACAAUCAGGUCUUAGUACGGAAACUGGACCUAGCUGAUACCAAGUCUAUUCGAGCCUUUGCCAAAGAGUUCUUGGCUGAGGAAAAGCACCUCCACAUUCUCAUCAACAAUGCAGGGGUGAUGAUGUGCCCCUACUCGAAGACGGCAGACGGCUUUGAGAUGCACAUCGGAGUCAACCACUUGGGUCACUUCCUCUUGACCCAUUUGCUGCUAGGGAAACUGAAGGAGUCAGCCCCAUCAAGGGUUGUCAAUGUGUCCUCCCUGGCACAUCAUCUGGGAAGGAUCCACUUCCAUAACCUGCAGGGCGAGAAGUUCUACAGUGCAGGUCUAGCGUAUUGCCACAGCAAACUGGCCAACAUUCUCUUCACUCAGGAACUGGCCAGGAGGCUGAAAGACUCUGGAGUAACGACAUAUUCUGUCCACCCUGGCACAGUCAAUUCUGAAUUGGUUCGGUACUCGUCAUUUAUGAGAUGGAUGUGGCAGCUUUUCUUCCUUUUCAUCAAGACCCCUCAACAGGGAGCCCAGACGAGCCUGUACUGUGCCUUAACAGAAGGCCUUGAGAGCCUAAGUGGCAGUCACUUCAGUGAUUGCCAGUUGGCAUGGGUCUCUGGCCAAGCUCGUAAUGAGACAAUAGCCAGGCGGCUGUGGGAUGUCAGCUGUGACCUGCUGGGCCUUCCUAUGGACUGGUAGCUGGUAGUUUGGACUCAAAAGAAGGUUGGAAGAGAUGAUGAUUGUCCUUCAAAGUGGCCAAAAGCUUGAGUGCAAAGAGCAGAACUUCGAGUCUUGCCUGCUUGGCAUUCAUUCAGUUAAAUCCCAGAACACUGCCAGGUUCCUCUAAAUAUCUUGAGUUUGAAUGGACUUACUUUGUUCCUGCUCCUGCCAACAUUUCUAGUGAUUUCACAGACUAAGAUAGAGGACCCUUAUAUGACCUGCGCAGCUCCUGUUUUCCUUUGGAAACCUAUUCCUCCGAGAAUGGAAGCCCUAGAAGAAUCGUUGCAUGGCAGUGCGGAUUAGAUGUAGCUCCUCCCAAUCAACCAACCAACCAACCUCUCCCUGAAGAGCUUCUUUGCAACCUCAGCUGAACCCCAGGAGUCCAGUGACGUGGCCCAACAGCAGGCCUUUGUGGCCCCAAUGAUGGGAUACUUAGAGGAACGUCUUCAGUCAUGAAAUACUUUUCCAUGUCCGGACCACAGGCGAGCUUUCUUCUCUAAGAAGUUUGUGGAUUUGAAGGGCAAUAAUAAAAAUAAAGAUAAACUGUCA